Molecule: messenger RNA, 645 nt
Organism: Anisakis simplex (herring worm)
Lineage: Eukaryota; Metazoa; Nematoda; Chromadorea; Rhabditida; Anisakidae
Source: the annotation of a GenBank genome assembly
AUGGAAGACUAUAAGUAUUUGUUCAAAGUUGUCCUUGUUGGCAACGCUGGCGUCGGUAAAACGUGCUUGUUAAUGUCAUUCUUUCAGGGUAUAUUUCCACCAGGUCAGAGCGCCACAAUUGGCGUUGAUUUUAUGAUAAAAACGGUGAAAGUAGGUGAUGAUAAAAUCAAGUUACAAAUUUGGGACACGGCAGGUCAGGAGCGUUUCCGCUCGAUCACACAAUCCUACUAUCGAUCAGCACAUGCCAUCGUGCUGGUCUAUGACGUGGCAUGUCAACCGAGCUUCGAUUGCUUACCCGAGUGGUUGGGCGAGAUCGAACAGUACGCGAACAGACGCGUGCUGAAAAUACUUGUCGGUAAUAAAGUGGACAAAGAGGACGAGCGUGAGAUUCCGGAGAGGAUUGGUAAGAAUUUUGGAGAUGCGAACGCGUUCGAUUAUUUCUUGGAGACAUCCGCGUUGGAUGCGACCAAUGUGGAUCGAUUAUUUCAUGAGGUUGCGAUGAGACUGACUAAUGACAUGAAGAGGAAAACUUUAAUGGCCCUUUGUUUAAGGUAUACGAAUUAUACAGCUACCAAAGAACCUGGAUCAAUAAGCCUGUUGGAUCGAGUGACAAUGCAGGCGAACUCGUGUUGUGCGAGAAAUUGA